AUGCACGCCACGACUCGCUGGCAGCAACUGCUCUUUCUCUACGGUGGAGACCAACCGUGGGACUCUUCGUUAUGGGUCACUUCAGAUGAUCGUGUCCGCGGAGGCGCCAGCCAGUCCCACCUCUCCGUGAUAAACCCCGAAAAGGUCCGGUUCUACGGCCAUCUCGAUACCCAGACGCUUGGUGGUGCCGGCUUCGCAUCGCAGCAUAGCUUGGGCGUGCUGGACUGGGAUCUUUCCGGCUAUGAGGGCAUCGUCGUUUCAGUGGCCGAAGCCGAUGGCAAACGAUACGCGCUGACGCUCAAAGACGAGAUACCCCCGAAGAGGGGCGACGGGCGUGAGGAGGCUGGUAUCAGCUGGGAGGCCGAAUUCACAGUCUCGGAGGGCGGAUCGGGGAUUGACUUGAAGACGGUGUUUUUGCCGUGGAGUGCGUUUAAGCCGACGUAUCGAGGCAGGCCGAAGCCGGAUGCGAAGCCGCUGGACCUGUCUAAUGUCAAACGAGUUGGUUUGAUGAUGCGAAGUUUCUUUGGAGACCAAGAGGGGGAUUUCUCCAUCGAAAUCCAUGCUAUUGCCGCCAAGAGAGAGAUUGAAGAGGAGGAGGAGGAUGACGAUCCCAAGGCUGCCGUUGAAGCUGCGGCGUUGAAGACGUUGCAGGCGAAUAGCUUCCUACAGCUGGAUUGCAGCGCUUGCGGCAACGAUGUCGUCACCAUCAGCCAUGUCUCUGCUCUGUCUGUUCUGACUUUCACUCCCCCCUUCAGCGAUCCUUGGCCUCUCUGCAUCGCCACCGCCCUUGCCCUCCAAGGCGCGCCGUGGCGAUCCCCAGUUCGCUGCCCGGAUCGGAGCGCUUCUUUGACAUGUCCGGGUCCGGGUGCUGGGGCUGGGGCUGUCGGCGCACCAAGGUUGACAUCUCCCCGCGCCUAUGAGCGCGCUGCUGUUCUGCUUACGCCGCCGGCGCGAAAGCUUCCUGAGCUGCCGGGCCUUCUUCUGCUGAGGAGAGGGCGUGAGCGGACGGGCUCGGGGCGCGGAUGUCGCUGCGGGAAUGCUGAGCUGUUGAGGCAGCUCGUUCGCGACGGGAAUGACUGCGGCAUGAGCUCUGCGGCGUGA
Molecule: messenger RNA, 1101 nt
Organism: Trichoderma aggressivum f. europaeum
Lineage: Eukaryota; Fungi; Ascomycota; Sordariomycetes; Hypocreales; Hypocreaceae
Exons: 5
Coding region: 1-1101 (366 amino acids)
Biological process (GO): NADH dehydrogenase complex assembly
Source: RefSeq, a predicted model, not a curated record